AUGGCUUCGGCCAAGGUGUUGUAUUUCUCGGGAGAAAUCCCCCAAGGAGACCCAGAGGGUGAUCAAAGAACGCUAUUCCGAAAGCUAAAGCUGCUCAGCAAAGAGCGAGAUCAUGUGGUUCUAGCAUCAUUGCUAGAAUGCGUGACACUGGCAUUGAAGGAUGAGUGUAGCAGACUAAGCCAUCUCCACCGAGACCUAAUCCCGACUUUCGAAAGCGUCCUCGAUUUGACAGACCACGUUGUUCAAUUAAGAAAAACGCCACUCGGCGGGGCUAUCGAGCGAGUUUUGGUUUUGGUUUUUCAACUGGGAAGUUUUGUUGCAUAUCAUGAGGCUCAUCCACUGGAGUACAACUUCACAUCCGUCAGCACUUCAGUCAUCGGAAGGGGCUCGGGUCUCCUCUCGGCAGCCGCAGUUGCUCUUUCACCGAGCAUUUUGAUGAUACCAAGCAUCGCCGGAGAUAUUUGCCGAAUGGCAUUUCGUUUUGGUCUGAUUGUCGAUCAAGUUUGUCGAUCAUUGGAGGUCUCCCCCGAUGAGAUCAAUGCCAACGGGGCCUGGGUAUAUUGUGUCCACGGGGUGGGUGAGGAAGACGCGCGUGAUGCGGUAAAUCAAUUCAACGAAGACAAAGCAUAUCCUUUAACCAACUGCGCGUCUGUUUUCAACGUCGAUAACGCCGGAAGCUCUGUCAGCAUAGGUGGACCACCCAGAACACUGAAGGCGCUUUUCUCCGAGUCUGAGGUCUUCAAGAAGACAAAAAAUGUGGCAAUGAGAAAAAUCCAGGGUAUGUGGCAUACAGACAGGGUGUAUGGCGUGGAGCACGUGGAGCAAGUCGUCCCAAAGAUCGAAUCCACACGUGAGCUACACAUUCCGUUAAUAUCGCCAGUGAGCGGAGAGCCAUUCCAGGAAAUAGAGGCCGGACCGCUUCUCGAACAGAUCAUGGAAGAGAUUUUGACCGAAAGGGUUCGGUGGGACUUGAUUAUUGAAACUGUCGCCAAGCGACUGAAGCAGGUGAUGCCCAAAUCGGCGCAACUGAUUAGCAUACAAACAUCGCACUAUAACCAGAACAUGCUGGAAAGUUGGCAGAUCGAAUUGCCCGACGCAGCGGUGUCAGACCUCGCUAUGGUGCCGGCUGUAUUGGAUCUUGCUCUGGGAAAAAGUCCGCCAAAGGACACAAGGUCGUCGAAGAUUGCUGUCGUAGGUAUGGCAUGCCGUUUUCCGGGAGCAGACACCACCGAAGAAUUCUGGGAGCGGUUGAUGCAGGGUCAAGACAUGCACCACGAGAUUCCUGCCGAUCGAUUCGACGUUGCAACGCACGUAGAUCCUACAGGAAAACGGCAUAACACUUCAAAGACUUCUUACGGUUGCUUCGUUGACAACCCGGGACUAUUUGAAGCUAUGUUUUUCGGCAUGUCACCCAGGGAGGCUGAACAAACAGACCCAAUGCAGCGCUUAGCCUUAGUGACAGCAUACGAAGCUUUGGAAAAUGCCGGGUAUGUCGACGGUCGAGGCAUCAUCCACCGCCAGCGCGUUGGUACCUUUUACGGCCAAGCCAGCGAUGACUAUCGCGAGGUCAACUCCGGACAGGAAGUAGGAACAUAUUUUAUUCCCGGUGGAUGCAGGGCGUUUGGCCCCGGACGUAUUAACUACUUUCUCAAUUUCUGGGGACCUAGCUUUAGUGUUGAUACUGCGUGCUCUUCGAGUUUGGCAGCCAUUCAAGCCGCGUGCUCGUCACUGUGGAGUGGAGAUGUUGACAUGGCCAUUACCGGAGGAAUGAAUAUUCUCACCAACUCUGAUGUCUACGCUGGACUCAGCCAAGGCCACUUCCUCUCCCCAACGGGGGGCUGUAAGACCUGGGAUGAGGGAGCAGACGGAUACUGUAGAUCUGAUGGAGUCGGAAGCGUGGUUCUCAAGAGACUCGAGGACGCAGAAGCUGACAACGAUAACAUCCUAGCGGUAGUCUUAUCGGCAGCUACUUCUCAUUCGGCGGAAGCGGUUUCGAUCACGCAUCCCGACGACGCGGCGCAAGCUCUGUUGUACAAUCAGAUUGUCCGGCGAGCUGGGAUUGACCCCCUGGAUGUAGGAUAUGUGGAGAUGCAUGGCACAGGGACGCAAGCUGGUGAUCCUACCGAGAUGAAAUCUGUGACCAGCGUGUUCGCGCCUCCCCGAUUUCAUGCCCAUCGGCCAAAGCCCCUGCAUGUGGGCUCAGUUAAAGCCAAUAUGGGUCAUGGAGAGGCUGCUGCAGGAAUCAUGGCUUUUGUUAAGACUAUGUUGGUCUUCCAGAAUGGCAUCAUUCCACCUCAUAUCGGCGUGAAGACAGCUUUGAAUCCUGCACUACCGGACUUGAGCAAGAUAGGCGUCGUGAUUCCAUUCAAAGCUGCCGAGUGGGGGCCGACCAGUACGCAGAAGAGGCUGGCUAUGGUCAAUAACUUUGGCGCUGCUGGAGGUAACACAGCCAUGAUCAUUGAAGAGGCCACUCCAAGGCCACGGCUAUGUGAUGACACACGCGAGGCUCAUGCCAUCACGAUUUCAGCAAAGACAGCUCAAUCUCUCAGCUUGAACAUCAAGCGCCUUGUCGAGUAUCUUGAAGUUUCGCAAGACGUAUCUCUUGCCGACAUUGCCUACACACUCUCGGCUAGGAGACGCCACUAUCAAUACCGGAAAUCGGUUGUAGUAAGAUCCUUAGCUGAGGCUGCCCAGCAGCUUCGACCGCACAUCGAAUCUGCUAUAACUCAGAGUCCGACCUUAGUGAAACAACCACCGGUCGCUUUCGCUUUCGGUGGCCAAGGCAGUUUCUAUGUGGGAAUCGCAGGGGAGAUUUACCAGGACUCUCCUUUCUUUCGAGCACAGCUCGAUCAGUUUGACAGCCUUGCACGUCGCCAAAACUUCCCAUCCUUCCUACCUGCCAUCAAUAGAACGAGUACUCGUGAAGACCUGUUACCUUGCUCCAUACAUCUCGCCAUCGUAUGUGUUGAGGUUGCACUCGCUCGGCUAUGUAUGACUUUUGGUAUCAAGCCAUGCGCCGUUAUUGGACACAGCCUGGGCGAAUACGCCGCACUGGCCGUGGCUGGUGUGCUGUCCGACAGUGAUACAGUCUUCCUCGUUGGGACAAGAGCAGCUAUUCUAGAAUCAAACUGCUCAUCUUACACGCAUGGCAUGGUCUCUGUUCGCGCCUCGGUGGCCGACAUAGCGCGUGAAGCAGACGGCUCGCCAUUCGAGAUAGCAUGUAUCAAUGGCCCCAAUGAGACUGUUAUUGGUGGUACUGCCGAACAUCUGGAAGGAUUUUCGGCUCGUCUGUCCAAAGCAGGAUACAGAACAACACGUGUGGACGUGCCACAUGCAUAUCACACAGCUCAAAUGGACGAUGUUAUUAAUGAUCUUAAUCGCCAAACCCAAGAGAUUGUUUACAACACGCCAAGCAUUCCCAUCAUAUCUCCACGAGACUCAACAGUCAUCGAGGCAGGCGCUAAAAUCGACUCAUCAUAUUUGACCGCCUCCUUAAGAAAUACGGUUGACUUCGCCGGAGCUCUCAGUGCAGCAUGGGAAGCUGGCGUAGUGUCGAAAUCCACGGUCUGGGUUGAGUUCGGACCUCAUCCUGUAUGCAGCGGUUUCAUCAGCCGUACACUUGCCGAAACCCGCCUAGCAUGCUCUCCCCUUCGGCGAGACAGCGCUAAUUGGACAUCUUUGGUGAAAAUGCUGAGCAGUCUAUACGAGGUUGGUCUCCAUAUCGACUGGAAUGAAUACAAUCGUCCAUUUGAGCACGCACUCAGGCUUGCAUCCCUGCCGAACUACGCUUGGAACAACAAGAACUAUUGGAUCCAGUACCGAGGAGAUUGGAAUUUGACCAAGGGCCAGAUUUUACCAGAGCCAGCACUUCCGGUUGCUAGCGGGUUCCGAAAAGCAAGCAUCCAACGACUCUACUCUGAAAAUUACGGCGAAUUGACAGCACAAGUUUUGGGAGAAUGCAAUAUGACCGAUCCAUCACUCAACGAUGUGAUAGAAGGACAUGCUAUGAACGGCUAUGGUGUUGCUUCGUCGUUCCUUCAUGCCGACAUGGCAUUUACAUUGGCGCAAAGGAUCCAAGAAGAAGCAUUCUCCUCGGCAUUCAGUGGAAUGGGAAUCAAUGUUGCCAACUUCGAGUAUCACGACCCGGUAGUGAAAGAUCCAAACUCUCUUGCUCCACACCCCAUUCUUGUUAAUGGUGAAGCCAACCUCGAGAAGGGCGAAGUCCACAUUAAGUGGUUCAACCCAGCCAAUGAAAAAUGGUACUGCCAUGCCACAGCCUAUUAUGAAGACGCUUCGACCUGGCUGUCCAAUUGGGCUCGAACGACCAGGCUUGUUACCAGUCGUAUUGACGCACUCAAUGCUAUGUCAAUCAAGGGUACGGCCAGCAAACUCACCACCGAACUUGCAUACACUCUCUUUGGUAAGCUAGUGGGUUACUCUAGCAUGUAUCGUACCAUGCAAUCGGUCAUACUCAACGAAGACGAAGCCGUGGCGGAAGUCGUUUUUCCUACAGACACCCAAGGAGACUGGGCUGUGCCACCGCAUUUCAUUGAUGGCCUCGUAUCUCUGUCUGGUUUCAUCCUGAAUGGUGGCACCCACUUUGACAAUAUCAACAACUUCUUUAUCACGCCGUCAUGGAAAUCCAUGCGAUUUGCCAAGCCGUUGGCCCCUGGUGGUCGAUAUCUCGCAUACGUGAGGAUGGUGCCAGAAGCUAUCGACGACAACAGCAAGCUGCCCUCUUAUGUUGGUGACGUCUAUAUCCUACAGAACGGCGAAAUUGUGGGCGUAGUUGAGGCCAUCUUGUUCCGACAGUGGCCGAGACUGAUGCUGAAUCGCUUCUUCCGCCCAGCAGGCGCGACUAAUCCUGCUCCUGUUACCAAUAAGAAGAGAGCUGCGGCUGCAAGCCCACAACGAUCUGCAAGCUCCCUACAGGAAAAGGCAAUGGCUACAGCAGUCGCAGCGAAGUUAAAUGGGAAUCGUGCUGCAUCCCCCAUAACUCCUCCACGUUCUGGAUCGAUCAAUAAGUCGGGUGGUGGUAGUCCAAAAACGUUGCCUGAGCUCGAUUACAACAUUCUCACUCCAGAAAGUUCGCCGACUCCGAAUAAAGGGAGAGAAAGGAGUGACAGCGACAGCGGCUACGAAGAAGCCGACGGUAUGGACGAUGUUGCAUCACGCGCUAUAGACAUUUUGGCCGAAGAGCUCGCUGUUGAUAUGGGCUUACUGACCGAUGAGUGUGAAAUUGCGGAUAUUGGGGUUGACUCGCUCAUGUCGCUCGUUAUCUCGCAGAAGUUGCGAGAAGAUCUUGGCAUUGAGAUUCGUGACGCAUUCUACCUCGAAAUAACAACGAUUGGGGAUUUGAAGAAGCUAGUCUCCUAG
Penicillium vulpinum is the source of this 5376-nucleotide messenger RNA. RefSeq names its product type I polyketide synthase. Bases 1 to 5376 code for a protein of 1791 amino acids. NCBI's taxonomy places the organism in Eukaryota, Fungi, Ascomycota, Eurotiomycetes, Eurotiales, Aspergillaceae. Gene Ontology annotation, molecular function: 3-oxoacyl-[acyl-carrier-protein] synthase activity; fatty acid synthase activity. The record is from RefSeq and is a predicted model, not a curated record. The transcript is spliced from 6 exons. Gene Ontology annotation, biological process: secondary metabolite biosynthetic process; fatty acid biosynthetic process.